Molecule: messenger RNA, 2041 nt
Organism: Thunnus maccoyii (southern bluefin tuna)
Lineage: Eukaryota; Metazoa; Chordata; Actinopteri; Scombriformes; Scombridae
Gene: lmo2
Product: LIM domain only 2 (rhombotin-like 1)
Exons: 3
Coding region: 540-956 (138 amino acids)
Biological process (GO): positive regulation of transcription by RNA polymerase II
Cellular component (GO): nucleus
Molecular function (GO): DNA-binding transcription factor binding; transcription coactivator activity
Source: RefSeq, a predicted model, not a curated record
AAAGUCAGUUGUACCAAAAUGCUUUAUAAAUGCUUUCCCCCCCCAAAAUAACUAUGUUUCAUAAAUCUUCUCUUAUGAGGGAAGUGAUGAGACAAACCAUAAUUACCGAGAAAACACACACACACACACACACACACACAUACACACAACACAACACACACACAACAUAAGACCUGUCACGCCACUCUAUGUAAAGCAUAUAAUGAACUCAUUAGUCUCAGUCACGACCUAACGGCAGGCUGUGCAGUGUUAAGCUGUCGCUUUAAGGCCGAUUUCCCCCCAUUGUCAAACAGUCGUGAGCAGGAAGAGGGAAACGAAAGCAGAGACCGAGGGGGGCCAGACGUAUUUAAACACGAUACUGCUGCUGCACAAUAACGAUGCCCGCGGCUUCAUGCAGAGGAGCGCGUCUGCCGCAGCCCGCUCACUUAAAAAAGACGCACGGACACGGAGAGAGUGACCUUUUGAUUGGAUUGAUGGUGUUAUAAAGCACGGACAGUCCUUAAAGUCGCCGCAGGGAGCCAGUGGAUGAGGUCCUCCAGAUGCCUCCGUCUCUGUUGACAUGCGGUGGGUGCCAGCAGAGCAUCGGUGACCGCUUCUUCCUAAAGGCCAUAGAGCAGUACUGGCAUGAGGACUGCCUGAGCUGCGACCUAUGUGGCUGUCGGCUGGGGGAGGUUGGCCGCCGGCUCUACUACAAGCUGGGGAGAAAAUUAUGCCGGAGAGACUACCUCAGGCUUUUUGGUCAGGACGGUCUCUGUGCUUCCUGUGAGAAGAGGAUCCGAGCAUUUGAGAUGACCAUGCGUGUGCGGGACAAAGUCUACCAUCUGGAGUGCUUCAAGUGCGCUGCCUGCCAGAAGCACUUCUGCGUCGGUGACCGCUACCUGCUCAUCAACUCAGACAUUGUGUGCGAGCAGGACAUCUAUGAGUGGACCAAACUCAACAAUAACAAUAUGGUUUAGAAAAACCUGCUCAGUGUGAUGGAGCGUCAUCCUGCCUUUUCCCACUUUGGCUUUAAAGGGAAUAAAAUCUUGAUAAACAGACUUUUUUUAUAGCCUUGUGCAGGCUUUAUCAUGCAUCUCUCAUUCGUAUGGAAACGUUUGAACACAAAAGGGGUGGCUACAUCUCUGAAUUUCUCUGCUGGAGACUAACGAACACUGCACCAGCAAUGACAGAAAGCAUUUCAUCUAGGGCUUCAUCCUUAAAUGCAAAAACUCUGAAUAUACGUAAACAUGCAAUAAUGGUCAUUUGUUAUACACACUGGAGUUUUAGAAUUUUAGCAAUGAACAAAUAACGAACAAAAACAAAAUUUUUGUCAAGUUUCUUGAAGUCAAACACUGUUGCAUCACCUCAGUCCCACCUGAAAUGUAUAAUAAGAUUUUCUGAAACUUUCCCUUUUACAGUUCUGUAAUUUCCUCAUAAUAUCUUCAUAGUUUCUUGUAAAUAACUAUGUUUGGGACUAAUUAUAGGGAAAAUAGAAAGAACUGCUCCAUUUAGUAAAUAUCUAUCAAUUAAACCAUUUAUUACUUUAAAAUGCAUUCUCCAUAUAUGAUGAAUUGUGUUCUUGCCUGUUGACAAAUUUUUUUACAUGUUCAGCUGACCUGCAGUUUUCUGACCGAAAGCUGUCUGGGUUACGCAAACAAUUAAAUGGAAUUAAUUAAUUGUACCAACUGAACAGUGUAUUUUCCCCAUGAUUAGCACAUAACUAUGUAGUUUAUGAAGUGUAGGAAACUAUUAAGAAUUUUAUUUGGAAAUUACAGACCUGUAAAAUAAAGAGUUUCCAGAUGUUCAUGUAUUAAAUAGAACAAAAUGUUCAUUUUGUAAAGUCCUUAUCAGAAUGAUUGCACUGUGUUGCCAGGUUGAACUGGUGGCGCCCUCUAGUGAUCGAGGGAAACCAUGCAAUACUAAUUUUACUGACUUGGAAGAUGCUUUUAAUGUAUCUUUUGUAAUUUUAACAACUCUCUUGACAUGCACCCAAGACUUUUUGGAUAUCUGCUUGUCAAUUUAUUAAAUAAAUUACAGUUUAGAGAAACAUUCAUGAUCUUUG